Jatropha curcas is the source of this 627-nucleotide messenger RNA. Its product is annotated as zinc finger, C3HC4 type family protein. The record is from RefSeq and is a predicted model, not a curated record. NCBI's taxonomy places the organism in Eukaryota, Viridiplantae, Streptophyta, Magnoliopsida, Malpighiales, Euphorbiaceae.
UUUCUUUACUAUGUUCUACAGACAAUUAACUACCAUGUAUCGUCUUUAAAUUUAUGAGUUAAACCUGCGUUUUCUUCUCUUCCAAUAUUCCCAGUUCAACCUCCAUUGUCCAAAUCCACCGAUACAACACCAUGAUUAGCAUUCUUGCACAGGAGCGUCUUCUUGGCGCUGCAAUGGGAUCUGCUUUCGUGGGUUUUAUUGUUUUUCAGCAAAGGAGACGAAUUUACGAGUCCAUUUCUGCUGAUCAUUCUCAAUUCGAUGUUCAAUCUCAGUUGAGAGAGCCCAUAUUUGGAAAGCAAUUUCGCUCGCAAUUUCAACUUCUAUGGAACAAAGCUGUGGACCAGACAUUUGGACCUUUGGUUGCCUCUGUUAACUCACGUAGAGAAUGAAGAUUUUGUAGUAGUGUUGUUAAUGAAUGUAUGGUUAUCUGUUUCAAUUUUUUGUGAAAUUUGUACAUGCAAAAGCAUGUCCACUUUUGUAAUUCUCACAUUUUCUAAAUCAUCUUUAUGGAACCGAUAUCCUGAAACAGUGCCUUGCUUAGGUCUAAAUAACAUGCUACCAUAUAUUAUGAUGUUUAAGUUAUGUCAAAUAUGUAUAUGAUAUGGCAAUUUCUUUGUCCAUCCUCAA